This is a messenger RNA of Bursaphelenchus okinawaensis, 888 nucleotides long. The record is from the annotation of a GenBank genome assembly. Lineage: Eukaryota; Metazoa; Nematoda; Chromadorea; Rhabditida; Aphelenchoididae.
AUGAAGCUACUCGAGAAUGCUGAAUUGGACAGUAUAAGUUCCUUCAUGAAGUCUAAUUCGAAUCUACUUGUUUUGGAUGUUAGGUGAGUAAUAUAUUGUUAUAGUUAGUUUCGGUUUAGGAUAGAGUCAUACUCAUGUAAAAUGGUUACAAUGGAAAAGAAGGAGUGGAAGAAGCACAUAAAGAGUCCAGAAGAAGCCAACGAAUUGCAGCCUUUGUCGCCUCCAGAAGAAUCGUACAUGCACAGAUUAGCUAGCUCUCCGCCAUAUCCUUUGGGCACUGGAAGGUUGAGACACACUUCAGAAGUGAGCUGUUCUGGCUCAGACAAUGAUCAGGACGAUAACGGACAGAUUGUGGUGGGAACGGUCUCUAGAAGGACGUUAUUUAACCUGGUGUCUUUGUUGAACUUGACCUACAGCGACUACGACUUCACACAGGUCAAGAGCGAAAGUUUCUCGUUGAUUGAACUCAGAGAUUGCAUGGACAACAUUAACGAUAAGUUCAGCACGGCGGUCAGGGGAUAUGCAAAGCACAGAGAUACUUUUUGGAAUGCGAUCAACAAAGAGAUCAAGCUGAACGAAUGCAUUAUCUUCAGGUGGGUAAAAUGCGUUUUAAAUUUUAGUUUUUCUUUAAAACUUUUUUUGAGAAUUUUAAUUUAAAGCUUGUGUUCACUUUCUGAUUUGCGUUACCUAUUUGUCAAUAAUGUUGAUUUCUGCAGUUACAUUCCGGAAUACUCGAACGACCCAUUCACUGAAGAUGGUUGUAUAUGGACCUUUAACUACCUCUGCUGGAACAAAGGUUUAAAACGGAUAUUGUUUUUGUCGUGCCGUGCUCUCAGGGGUGAGUCGGCGUUGGACGUUUCUUCGGAACAAUUAUGGGUCGAUGAAUAA